Messenger RNA from Bipolaris maydis ATCC 48331, 869 nucleotides. Lineage: Eukaryota; Fungi; Ascomycota; Dothideomycetes; Pleosporales; Pleosporaceae. The record is from RefSeq and is a predicted model, not a curated record.
AUGCCAUUCUACUGGGUGAAGCAUUUGAAGAUAAAGGGCUGGCUUGGAGGGUGGGACCCAGACACAAAAGGUCGCUCCGAGCAAGGACAUGCUCCCAUCAGCAGACUCAGAGAAGAUCAGCCAGCCCGUGAGGGACCAGCCGAUGUGUGCAGCAAUCCCGUUAGCAAUGUCUUGGGAAAGCAUACAGAAGACGGGGAAAGUCCAGCGAAGAAACGAAUCUGUCUGCGACCUGAACGACCAAACACAACCCAUGCCAACGAGAUUGAGAUUAUACCGACAGAGAACACACCAGCUUCCGGACCUAGCCAAAAGCCAUGCAUGCCUACAAGCUCUGGACAAAAGAUCGAUAUUACCAAAGUUACUGCUCCCACAAUAUCAAGUUUCAAGUUCUGUAAACUAAUAUGGAACGCUCAAACUGAAGCGUCGAGCGGUUUAUCUUUGAUGUUCCAGUAUUGUGGUCAGUCCACUUGCGGUAAGACGGGUGAUUGUGUUGUGGAGUACCUUUGGUCGGGAUAUUCGGCUAUCGACUUUAUAAAAUCCACGAAACAUGAACUAGAGGAAGACGAAGUGACUUGGUAUUACAAAAUCCUUCCAGAUUGGAUAGAUCGACUGCCAUUCGAGGACCUCACAGACAGCAUCAAGCGCAGCAAAACCUGGGAGCAACGGCAGGAUGACAAGUGGCCAGGAUGUCUUAAUUUUCAACUGGAAAAGUCGCAUGUAUAUCAGCUGAGUGGAAGCUCACCCUCCCCUCUUUCUGCCCGCAUAAAAUGCACAAUUUCCUCGGCAGACGCUCCGGAAAAAAGAUUAUUUCCGCAAUAUUAGUAACAGCCGUUAAGCAAUAGAGUCUAAUACAAUAAUGGGUGCACUGU